AUGGUGGUUCCAGGGGCGAAUCACCGAAUGCUCUUCUCAAUGAAGAUGCUCGGGCUGGCCUUGGCAAAAGGGCUCGUUCGUGUCUGGCUCUCUUUUGCUUUUUUGUUCCUCGAUAAUUUUAUUCUCCUAGCUGCUAUCCUACUUGCUCGUCUCCGCUCGAGACCGGAUCGACGUCGACGUCAGGAAGUCCUGCGAGAUGUACAUUUCUACCCUAAGACGGUCUUGAUUACCGGAAUCGGCACCUCGCAAGGUCUCGCGUUGGCGCGUGCUUGGGAUGCAGAGGGUCACCGUGUAGUCGGCGUGGAUGUCUCUGACCUGGACCUUCCAGUUCGGUCGGGCGGAGGUAUGUCCAAGACUUUGAUUGCAUUUUACCGGGUUCCAAAAGACCAUUACCUCUCGAAGAUUCUGGAUAUCAUCCAGCGUGAGAAGGUCGAUGUGUGGAUUCCAUGUUCGCCUAAGGCAUCUGCUGUCGAAGACGCUACUGCCCGACAAGUAGUGGAGAGUCGCACAGGCUGCAAGUGUAUCGCAUUCGAUACAGAAAUGACAACCUGCUUCCGCAAUACAGAGUCUUUUCGUCAAUUUUUGGUUGAAAAAAAGCUUCCCCUGCUCGAGUACCAUCAGGUUCAGUCGCGUGACUCUAUUCACAAGAUUUUGAACCGAUCGCCGACCAAGUCUUAUAACAUACGACGCGUUAGUUCUGAUUCCAGUGGAGUAGCUGUCAUUCUGCCCAAGCGCACUGUCAGUAAGACGUACUCGGAAGUUAGCGAAAUACAAAUUUCCAAGGAUUCCCCUUGGGUCCUACAGCAACAAACCCGACUUGGAGAAUUCUUUGCGGACGUGCUGGUCGUACGGGGAUAUGUCCACGCCAUUAAAGUCCGCCUGGCCGAAUCCCGUUCCCCACAUUGGGGUGCCUCCCCCUUGGACGAAGCUCUCGCCAAAGCUGUGCAUCAACUCAUGCAAAGUUUUGCUGAGAAGGGUGGUGUGCGAAUGACCGGCCACCUAUCGGUGCGACUUUUGGUUGACGAAGAGUUCGAUGCAUCUUCAGUCCGCCACACCAUUCAUAUCGCCGAUUGCGUCCCCGGAGCCGUGGCUUUGGAGAACCUUCUCCGCGAUGCACGAUGCCCUGUUCGUGGCUACCUCUCUGUCUUAUCUCAGCAGCCAAUCGAGCCUGCUUCUUGGAACGUUCCUGCGACACUCUCACCGAGCCCACGUUCGAGACCAACAAUCGUCGAUCAUGAAAUUGUUUCUCGUUUCAUCUCGCUAUUUCUAUCUCUGGAUUUUGCCAAACGUAUGGUCGCCCUUGUCGAGGCAGAAAUUGUACCAUUUCUUUUCUGGAAGGACGCGCGGUUCUCGCCCAACGACCCCUUUCCGUGGUGGUGGCAUGUGCACGUGUACCAGCCCCUGCGUGAAGUUUGGCAGCUUAUGAAGCACACAAGAGAGGCAGAGCUGACGGGGAAUUCCCAUGCGGGAUGA
Molecule: messenger RNA, 1473 nt
Organism: Penicillium pulvis
Lineage: Eukaryota; Fungi; Ascomycota; Eurotiomycetes; Eurotiales; Aspergillaceae
Exons: 1
Coding region: 1-1473 (490 amino acids)
Source: RefSeq, a predicted model, not a curated record